AUGGGCGUUAACUGGCGUUUACCAGAGACCAGAGCUUUUGUCGUAAGCUCUGCACCGGUUUCACGCGCUGCAAGCAGGUCACCGUGUACCAUGGGCAACCGCUUCUCGAGUUGGGUCUGGUCUGUCGCUCCGCUGCGUUUCUUGCGCUAUCCAUUGACGUCGCGGCGUUCUCUGGAAACCCGUAUGAGCCAGCAGGAUAGCGGACGGUCCUUUUCGGUUCAUCGCACAGGCGAGCGCGCGAGCUCGAGCGUCGCCACUGCGGAGCGGAUUCAGCGGCGUCCGAUCGAGGUUGAGCCUCAAGGCGACGAUAUCGAACCGCCGGAGGGAUUUAUCGCACCGGAACCGCGGUUGUUUCGCGUGCGAAAUGAUCACUUUAUGGACUUUUUCACCGGGGCGUUAGCAAGUCUCGUCCGUGGCGGUAGCGGCGCCUUUGUAACUGGUUACCGUCUACGCAUCCGCGACAACGCACAGGCCCCAGCGCGUUCAUCAUAUGAAACAGGGGAUCGGUACGGUACGACGACGAGCACGACGUCAAGCGAGCGUGACGUUGGUGCACAGAUGCUGGAGCGUCUCUAUGCACGAAUCGAGGAGUCGUCGGCGUUUCUGCCGGCGUCGCGCCCGGCGGCAGGCACGCUCAAGCUGUACGAGUUCGAGGCGUGUCCGUUCUGUCGCAAAGUUCGCGAGGCCAUGUCAGCGCUCGAUCUGGAUGUACUCAUGUUUCCGUGUCCGAAAGGCGGUGAGCGAUACCGUCCGUUUGUGCAGCAACGCGGUGGCAAGGCCCAGUUUCCAUUCCUCAUCGAUGAGAAUACCGGGUUUGAAGGAUACGAAUCGGAUGCGAUCAUCCAGUAUCUGUUCAAGACGUACGGUGAUGGGCGUGUGCCGCUGCCGUUGGCGCUGGGGCCGGUCACGAACGUCAGCGCCGGCAUGGCUACCAUGAUGCGCGCGGGGCGGGGCAUGCGCAAGGCGGGUCCAUGUGCGGUGCCGCGAUAUGCGCUGGAGCUCUGGGCCUACGAAGCAUCGCCGUUUUCGAAACUUGUUCGGGAGCGUCUCGUUGAGUACGAGUUGCCUUACGUGCUGCAUAACGCAGCGCGGGGCUCUGUGAACCGAGAAGUGCUGCGCAACCUCACCGGGCGCGUUCAAGUACCGUACUUGAUUGACCCGAACACGGGCAUUUCCAUGUUCGAAUCUGCUGAGAUCCUCGAUUACCUCGAUAUGACGUAUGGUCCGAAUAGCAAGAAUGUUGGCAAGCGCAGGAAUCGCUCUAGCAGCACUGGGCUGAGUUCCAGUGCACCGCACCAGCAGACGAAGGCCACUGGAACCGCAUCGGCAGCGAUGGGCGUAGAUGCCUCGGCUGCCGCCACUGCAACUGGUGCAGCGGCAACCGCGGUUGCAUCCACUGGUAGCAGCAGUACCGCAUCUGAAUCCAAGCCAACGAAUCUGAAUCCGGAUAUUACGCCCAAGGACGAGAAGCUGGAAGCGUACUGCGCAGAUCCUCAGAAUGUAGACUCGGAUGAAUGCCGCGUCUAUGAUGAUUAG
This is a messenger RNA of Cyanidioschyzon merolae strain 10D, 1536 nucleotides long. RefSeq lists its product as hypothetical. NCBI's taxonomy places the organism in Eukaryota, Rhodophyta, Bangiophyceae, Cyanidiales, Cyanidiaceae. The transcript has a single exon. The record is from RefSeq and is a predicted model, not a curated record. The coding region runs from base 1 to 1536 and encodes 511 amino acids. Gene Ontology annotation, cellular component: chloroplast.